AUGGGGGUUAGAGGGGCUGGAGAUAGGAGCUUGGUGAGGAUGAGAUGGAGGAGUGGUGGUGAUGGUGGCGAAGGAUGGGAUCCAGAGGAGAGGAAGGUUGGUUUUGGGGAAGGAGAUGGGAAAAGAUUGAGAGUGGGGAGCUGGGAAAUUUGGGUGAAGGUGGGGGAGAAGAGAGUGAGUGAGAGUGUGGCUAAGGAUGAGAUCCAGAGGCAUCAUUUAGGUUUUCUUAGAAUGACACGGGAACGAAUAUUUUAG
Messenger RNA from Sphenostylis stenocarpa, 255 nucleotides. Lineage: Eukaryota; Viridiplantae; Streptophyta; Magnoliopsida; Fabales; Fabaceae. The record is from the annotation of a GenBank genome assembly.